Manihot esculenta (cassava) is the source of this 2462-nucleotide messenger RNA. RefSeq lists its product as uncharacterized. Bases 1709 to 2260 code for a protein of 183 amino acids. The transcript has 2 exons. Lineage: Eukaryota; Viridiplantae; Streptophyta; Magnoliopsida; Malpighiales; Euphorbiaceae. The record is from RefSeq and is a predicted model, not a curated record.
UUGUCUACAUACAAAGUUUUGAACUUUAGAUGAUACUGCUUGGGUUAUUAGUUUGAAGCAUUUCAUUCUUUGUCAUGCUUGAGUUGGUACAAAUUUUCAGCUGAUUUUUAGUACAUUUAAUACAAAUUCUGGUGGGAUUUGGAUCUCCUGAGUAGGGGAAGAUGGAAAGUGGAAGGUUUGCAAGCUAAUUUAACUAGUUAAUGUUCGGUUUCUUGACAUUUGUAUAUACUGUCUAGUUCUGUCUAGUUCUGUCUAGUUGAAUCUCAGCAAAUCAAAAUGGGGCUAGUUUCUAAGUUGCUAGCAAUUUAUGGCCUUUGGUUUAGAUGGCUGACUUGAUUUGGUUGAAAUUCACAUUUUAGAAGAAAAAAGGAACUUGAAAAAUUGACUGCCUUCAGUUUUCACUGUUGGGUAAUUAGGUCGUCUAGAUUCUUCAAAUUAUUGUUGUCAACAAUUUGAAACUUUUAAGAUGUUCAUUUACAAGCAUGGCUUUUGCUAAUUGCUAUGUCAUCCCACUAAAUUUCUCAGCUUUUUUUCAAGUUUGAACUGAUCUUAUGUAAAUGUUCAGUGAGUCAAAUAAGUUCCUCUGUUAAAUAUAUACGUGUGAUCAUUUUUGCAUAUGCAGGUAAUGCAUGCAAUGCCUGUAUGAUUAUUAUCUUGCUGUACACAGGAUGAAAAUUCUCCUUUUGGACAAAGUAAUUUUGUUAGUACUAGGCACGACUACUAGGACUAGGCUUUUCUUUCAAUUAGUUAGUCUUUUGUUGUUUUCUCGUGUCUUGAAGAGCUGGCCAAUGAGUUUAUUGAAAGCUUUUUACUGCUGUUGAAUGGAGCAAGUCAAAGGAUUGCUCAAGGAUGGAGAAGACAAGUUCAUUGUGUGAAAAAUGCUAAGGUUCAUGUAUUGUCUAAUGUUGCACUUGCUUUCAAUCAUGUGAGAAACAUAUGUUUUGGAGGAAGGUAAAUCUUACAAGGGAUGUUUUCUUGUGUUAGUGUGAGGCCUUUGAUACUUGCCUCGAACUUUUCCUUGACUUAAUUAUCUAUGAUGACUUGUAAAUGGGCUAUCAACGCCCUUUUGUUUCAAUCCGAAGCAUUAAAAAUAAAUAAAUAAUGGCAAUUUCCAUCGACUCUGACUCUGCUGCUGCUGCUUCUGUCUGGUUUCUGCUAAAACUUGAAAUCUUGAUACGCUUGAUGAAAAGUUAAAUAUUGCAUGAUAUUCGUGGCUUUUGCUUUUGCUUUUGCUUUUCAAGGCUCUUUCGUGGUUGUCGACUUUCACUUUGGUCAGACUUUUGGACAGAAGGGGUCCUUGUUGUAUGUCAUAAACAGGAAUUGCAGAGCUAAUGUUCUUGUCUGCUUAUGGGCCAUUUUUGCUCCACUCCUUUCACUUGGCUAAACAAAACGUGGGCUUCCAUUUGGUUUUAUAUGUAAAAUUUUAAGGCCCUAUCCGGCAAUUCAAGUUUAAAAUUAAUAUAAAGGGCUUCAUUUGAGGGUUGGAAUCUUUUCCAAAGUUAUUGCGUUAGAUUCCUAUGGAAGAUCUGCAAAUUUGCACCAUGCAUGGCAAAUUGUGGAUUCCAGAAUAAAAUUCUAAUCUUUUAUUAUGCGUUUAUACUAGGCUAAUCAGCAUCUACUGUUUCUUUCAACCUUCCCCUUUUGUAAUGCUUAAAAACCAAAGGCCAUUCAAUUUCCCUACCCCAUAACUGCAAUAAAAAAAUCAGCCAUGGAUGGGUUAGAGGCAAAAGCUAUAGAUACACCAAAGGAAAAAAAGGUGCUGGACACGAUAGAAAUCCAUCAAAAAGCACUAGACGAUCUCGUCAACGUGAACUCGCUCUUCACAAUAGCUGUGUUUGUGGGCUUAUCCUUGGCUCAUCCCGGCGAGCACAGCUUGGAGAACCGUGCCGAGUGCGACGCAGACUCGGUUCUAGCCAAAAGACUUGUAGUGAAUGAGGUGCUAUCAUUUGCUUUCUUCUUGCUAUCAAGCCUGGUAGCCAAGACUCUCAAGGUUCAUCUCAACAUAUACAGGGAAAAAGAUUUCAGGAAAACAAAGUUCAAGAUUAUCAGAGGAGGGAUGCUGUUGAUGUCAGCCUGGGGAUCGAUUCUUGGUUGCGUUUUUUUGACAGCGUCGAUGGUGGAUGUGAUACAAAUUCGAGUGGGAAAGAUUUCUUGUGGGAGUGAAUAUGCGUUCAGGGCAGCAGGAUCGCUGGUCGCCAUUGUUACGCUUGCUUUGAGCAUCUACGUGCCUUUUAUGAUGCAUGCUAUUUUAUCUCCAUGAAACAUAUUGAAUAAUACCGUAUCUAGAAUUUAGGUUUAUCCUUCUCCUGAACUUCACGACAUAUAAUAUGUUUAUUUUUGUUCGGAUCCAAAUUGGGUCAGGAGGCUGGGACCCUCGCAUAAGGAUGUAUAAUAGGUGUCCAUUUUUCAUUAUUAUAACAUACUACCUUAACAAUAUUUAUAAAUAAAAUUUAAAUUCAAAA